Messenger RNA from Fusarium falciforme, 393 nucleotides. RefSeq lists its product as hypothetical. Bases 1 to 393 code for a protein of 130 amino acids. The record is from RefSeq and is a predicted model, not a curated record. The transcript has a single exon. Lineage: Eukaryota; Fungi; Ascomycota; Sordariomycetes; Hypocreales; Nectriaceae.
AUGCGCCGCAGUUACAUCGAAAGAAUUUUCGAAGCUCUUCGCAUCCUCUAUCACCGACCUACUCCCCAGGACUUUCCAAACGCACUUACAGAUCUUAACCGUGGCGAACUUGACCUUAUGGACACUGAACGUUCCGCCAUGCUGUUGGACAUGUGGCCAUGCGACGAAUGCAAGGAUAUUCCCGCCGACCUUCUUCUGGAGGAGCUAAGGCAACAUCUCCCCUGGUUUACAAGCCCCAGUUCGUAUGCAGGAUGUGUCGAUACUCUGCUCACCCUCCUCCGUCAAGUCGAAGUCAGCAUUCGAGUCGAUGGGGACAGACCAGGCUGCAACCAACUGAGGCACUUUUGCAAAAAGCUUUUAGAAAAGGUUACAAACCAAGCGAGAACCUCAUAA